Molecule: messenger RNA, 1110 nt
Organism: Fragaria vesca subsp. vesca
Lineage: Eukaryota; Viridiplantae; Streptophyta; Magnoliopsida; Rosales; Rosaceae
Exons: 5
Coding region: 207-545 (112 amino acids)
Source: RefSeq, a predicted model, not a curated record
CUGUCUUCUACAGAUCUCUCUCUCUCUCUCUCUCUCUCUCUCUCCUCUCCUCUAGCUGCAAAGAUCUAACCAGAGAGAGGAGAUAGUCGUUGACGGCAAGGAAUAGGUUAGUGAAGCCCCAGUCGGCGUUGAAACCGUCGACGCUCGGUGAGGCCCAAUUCGGCGUUCGCAUCAUUCUCAAUACGGCGUUCACUUCAAAUCCAUUUAUGGUUCUCAGUCUAGCAUCGUCCUUCUCAAUCAAAAAACUUCGACCCAACGACCGUCCUCAUCAUCUGAGUCCGAUCUACUUCGAGUUCGGACCACACCGGCGCCAAUCCAAGGAUUCUCUCUCCUAUUCCAACCUCUUCAACCUUGAGGGUAAUGGUCUUUCAGAUGAGCACAUGCAUCAUGAUGAGUCUGCCGAGCAUUCCUCUCUAGUCGCAUCUCAUGGUGAUCCUCUUGAUUCUGAGCUUGUUGUUUCUAUAAAUGGUGAUGACUUGAAGCAACAAGAAGAGGAAUCUAGACGUAGAAUUGAACUCGAUCAAGGAAGAGGAAAGAAAGCUUGAAGAAACUUUGGAGUAUCAGGGACAAAUUGAGAAGGAAGCUAAGUAGAAGCAGUUUGCUGAGCAAAGUAAGAAAUCUACUCAAACACAUCCGGAUAAAGUGAUAGAGAAACUGCAGGAUGUUAAUUUUGAGCCUUGUGCCAAUGAUCAAGAUAUGCACGAGCCACUCAAGCCAUAUGUGCAGGUGGUGGAUGGAUAUGAGGUUAGCAAAGAAGUUGUCCUUCAGCAGAGACAUAUUGAUGGGGUGCUUCUUUUGGUCAUUUGUAUAGUGUCUGAACCUCAUUUCAGCAAUUUCAGGAAAUUGAUGGUGUCUAUGAUAUUUAUGGUAUUGCGAGGUUGAGGCUUUACUGCAAUGUUAUUGACCAUGUCGGUGAUGAAGUGAAUAUGCAGUUCCUUAUUGGAUAUUCUUUGUGACAAAGGAGGGAAUCAAUAUGGUUGGGGUAAUGAGGAUAAUUAAUAAUGAGGGUGAAACGAUAAUGUAAUUUUGUACAGUGAUUAAGGUAGGUCUUUUGUAUUUUUGUAUGACUUGGCUCUAUUAUAAUAUAAUUUUCAUGUUGGGAUGAGAUCU